AUGGCCAACGCAACCGAUCUCCGCUCGGUGGAAGCCAGGAUCAAGCUGCUAUUGAAUGCUCAACUCAAGGCAGUACUCCGCGAUCAGCAUCUAGCGGUUUCUGGUGUUAAGAGCGAACUCCAAAUCAGACUACUGGCUCACCUCAACAAGCUUGCCGCUGCUGGUGAUGUUGCUCGGAUAGACCGCAUACGAAGUCUGGUAAAUGGCUCAGCCGAUGCUAAUGCUCCUGCUCCCUCCUCUUCCCUGUAUACACCCACUCCACCUUCGUCUUCCUCGCCAUAUCGACCUGCUUCGUUGACACAGCAAUCUCCACCCACUGGCUACGGCAUGCCUCCCAACCCUUCGUUCGGCAGUGGCCAAGUGCAUUUUAAAACGAGUCCUUUCUUUACUAUUGUUCAACCUCUGACCGAAGUGGUGGAAUGCAAAGCGAGAGAGAGCACUAGAGACCAUGUCGAUGUUUCAGUCACAUUAUCAGCAGAAGUUGCUACACAACUACAAAAUGAUGAGCUGUAUAGGGUCAUGGUCUUCUGUGCUCACGACACUGGUCUGAACCAUUUCUCAGCCUCUGAGAUUGCUUUCCCCCAUCAAGUUGAGCUCAAAGUGAAUCUUGAUGAUGUGAAGGCGAAUCUAAGAGGCUUGAAGAAUAAGCCGGGAUCAACCCGGCCAGCAGAUAUCACAUCCUUCAUACGAAAGAAGGCUGGCUAUAACAACCAAGUCACUUUGACCUAUGCAUUGACUCAAAAGGGAGUCGCUUAUCAGAAGUUUUUUCUGGUCGUCAACCUCGUUCGAAAGACACCGGUAGAAAUGCUUGUGGAGAAGCUCAAAGCAGGAAGAUUGAUCAGCAAGGAGCAGGUGCUACGAGAAAUGAGAACCAAAGCACAAGAUCCGGAUAUCGUGGCUACCUCGACAAUAAUGUCGCUGAAAUGUCCAUUAUCUACGCUGAGGAUAGACGUACCUUGUCGAUCUGUCAGUUGCAAGCACAAUCAGUGCUUUGAUGCCUCCUCAUACCUACAACUCCAAGAACAGGGGCCGACAUGGACUUGUCCUGUCUGUAAUAAGACUGCCACCUUCGAAACACUUCUGAUUGAUCAAUAUGUGGACGACAUUCUUCGUUCCACCUCACGCAAUGUCGAACAAGUCACAAUAGAACCAGAAGGCCAAUGGUCGAAAACUGCCGUUCCAGACACACCAGCGCCGUCUAAUGGCUCGGCAUCUACCGCAGAAGAUGAAGACGACUUUCUGGAAAUCCAAGACACACGUGUUUCUUCAAUGAAGCAGGAGUCAGCCCCGGUAACAGCAACACCACCUAAUCCUUUCGCUACGUCAGCGUCAGCCCGAACACCCCCUCUUUCUUCUCGCGAGCAGUCGGUCGUGUCUUCUGCUCACAGGGCAACUAAACGUCCAGCAAGCACGGUGAUCGAUCUCACUUUAAGUGAUGAUGAGGACGAGGCUCCACGAUCCAAGAUCCCUCGCCCCUCAUUAAGAGGUGGAGGGGGUCCUUCGAUGAGUCCUUGGAAUGGCGAAGUCCAUUUUCAGCUGCCUCGACCCGCCCCUUCCACAUCAGCGUACGAUCCCAAUUAUUUUCCGUCUCCUUUACGGUGA
Messenger RNA from Endocarpon pusillum Z07020, 1602 nucleotides. RefSeq lists its product as uncharacterized. Gene Ontology annotation, biological process: protein sumoylation. Gene Ontology annotation, molecular function: zinc ion binding; SUMO ligase activity. NCBI's taxonomy places the organism in Eukaryota, Fungi, Ascomycota, Eurotiomycetes, Verrucariales, Verrucariaceae. The transcript has 7 exons. Bases 1 to 1602 code for a protein of 533 amino acids. The record is from RefSeq and is a predicted model, not a curated record.